Messenger RNA from Saccostrea echinata, 1308 nucleotides. RefSeq lists its product as uncharacterized. Gene Ontology annotation, cellular component: cytoplasm. Gene Ontology annotation, molecular function: metal ion binding; ubiquitin-protein transferase activity. Gene Ontology annotation, biological process: protein ubiquitination. The record is from RefSeq and is a predicted model, not a curated record. Bases 1 to 1308 code for a protein of 435 amino acids. Lineage: Eukaryota; Metazoa; Mollusca; Bivalvia; Ostreida; Ostreidae. The transcript is spliced from 12 exons.
AUGAACAGACAAAAGAAAAAGUUUAAGAACUCUUUUCUAUGUGAUAGAGAUUAUGUUCAAACUCUGGAUUCCGCCUUCGAGAACUCUAAGCAACAUUGGUUUCAACAGGCAGAGCUCGAAGCGGUAAAAAAUCGUGAACGUAGAUAUCAACAAGGAAGUGGACCAUGCAAUAUUUUCAUACUAGAUACAUCAUCCAAUUUGGGAGAGGAUGGCUUCAUACAAAUGAUAGAUGCAUUUUGCACUAUCAUUGAUGAAUAUGCCAGACACCCAGAGGUGGAUGAAAAUGUAGCUGUUGUGAUUUGUGGAAGGGCAACGCAAUUUAAACAUGACAUUGAAUAUGGCGGACCGUGCCCCCUUACCGCCGCUUUUAUGCUAUCAUUAGGAGCUGUUAUAAAAAGAACAGGAUAUUCGAAGAAGAUUGGAGAUUUCCAUGUUCAUCCUCGCUUCAUUGUUAUUUCGGCUGGAAUGCCAACCGAUUUCACCUUAUUGGACAACUCGGAGGAAAUUGUGAUUAUUAAUUUUUUAGUUAACCGAUUUGUGAUAGAUCAUUUACUGCAAAUGGUAAGAAAUAUUGGAAAACGCCAUCCAAUUUACUGUAUUCCAGUAGGAAAAAAUCCAGACAUGGAGGAUAUUUUCGAAAUAUAUACAAAAAGGUCCUUAUUUAUACCAAUGGAUGAGAUUGAAGAAGAGGAAAACAGCGAAAAUAAUAAGGAUUCCGUUAAAGAGUCGGACCCUAGUAUGCCCCCGUUAGGCAGUAGAGUAAGGAAGAGUCCAGACGGUCCUUGGGAUACCCUAGAAAGACAUAUUAUUGGAACGGUAAUUAAGCAUUCUAAAAAUGCUGGAUGGUUGAUUGUCCAAUGGGAUGGAGGUUCUAUAGAUAAAUACAGAUAUGGAUUAUCCAAUGAACAUGAAUAUAAAUAUGACGUUAUCGUUUGCGAUGUACCAAGAAUAUUGGAGAAUGAAUUAAUAGCCAUUGGAUGUUUGGUUUAUAGAGGUCCAGACUGGAGAUUUCAUGAUCAAGAUGGGGGAGAAGGAAGUAUAGGUUCGGUGUACAGCGCAACCCCUAAUGGAAUUGUUGAUGUCCGCUGGGAAAAUGGCACUAAAAACAACUAUCGAUUUGGAUAUGAUGGUAAAUUCGACCUGUCUAUGUGCGACCCUUUCUCGGCGGAGGCAAACAGAUUUUUACAAGAUCAAAAAAGACGCGCUGCCUCUAAACUUCCAGAAUCAAUGCAAUACAUUUAUACAGAUAUUUCAUCUACAGGUAUCAAAACCAAAAUACGCCAAGAUCAGGUGAAGAAAAAAUGUUAA